UAAGCACCCUCAUUUGCCACGCAAGUCUGUGCGGAGGGCGCAGAUCAUUGGUCGAUAACUAGGAAUAUAUACUGUGGUAUUUAUUCACGCUCGGAAGAGUGUUGUAUGAAGAAGGAUAACACAAUGAACCCCUCACAUCAUACAUCGCACAGCAGCUCUGAGCAUCAGAAAUAUGCUUCUGUUGGUUAUAGGCGCAAACGGACAUGGAGUGUCUCGCACUCUUCCAUAACCUCCCAGUCGUCUACUGCAUCACGAUUUCCACAAAAGCUUUACGAUCCAUCCCCUGCUGAGGUCGUCCAAGGCGACCUCGAAGCUUAUGGUUCAUUUACCACGACCGUAUCAGCACUCUUCUGGCUCCGCUCGUGUUUUUCUGUCCCUUCCAAACCACACGGGAAGCAACUGGACACAGGGUGGGCGAACGAGUACAACUUUGAACCCCCCGAUUUCUCUCGAUCGCGGUCUUGUUCACCUGUUCGCCCAUCUAUAAGUUGCACGUCCUCUAUGAACUCAGCCUUUGGUGAACAACUUAUAUCUGGUUUAUCCUCGCAUGACUCCCCGCCUGCAUCACCUCUCGGGGACAAUAUCUCUACACUUUGUCCCAUUCUUGAAGCUAUCGAGAAUGCCUCGAAGUUGUCGUGCCGCACUGUGUGCGUCACAUGCUUAAAAACAGGUAGGGACUUCCCGCACUGUCCCCGGUGUGGAGAUAUGUGGUGCUCCAGGGAAUGUAGGAUGCAGGGAGGGAAGAGACACGUUUGUAGAACGUGAUUCCCUCUAUGGUCUCUUACAAUGAAUACCGUCGCUGUCCAGAUUUUCUUCAAAAUGCUUUCCACCACUUUUAUUGCCCAUAUACCGUUUUACAGCGACCCCAUACGCACACACCAUGCUUCUAGACACUUUGUUCCGCACGCGUCACGCUUCUAGGCAGCUUCUUUUUAUUUACGCAAGCGUCAUAUGCUCCAACAGCUUUCUUUGAUACAUGCGUAACGCCAAUUGAAUUGAAUUAAGUGUAUUGGAUGGAGUCAUAUGACGUCUAUUAAGAUUAACUGAAGACAAUUCUUGUGCCCUGCGCAGGCACAAUUGCGACAUUUU
Suillus subaureus is the source of this 1089-nucleotide messenger RNA. RefSeq lists its product as uncharacterized. NCBI's taxonomy places the organism in Eukaryota, Fungi, Basidiomycota, Agaricomycetes, Boletales, Suillaceae. The record is from RefSeq and is a predicted model, not a curated record. The transcript is spliced from 3 exons. The coding region runs from base 106 to 765 and encodes 219 amino acids.